Chanos chanos (milkfish) is the source of this 4584-nucleotide messenger RNA. It is a transcript of the gene snx1a, whose product is annotated as sorting nexin 1a. Gene Ontology annotation, cellular component: endosome; endosome membrane. Bases 1 to 2517 code for a protein of 838 amino acids. The transcript has 15 exons. Gene Ontology annotation, biological process: intracellular protein transport; early endosome to Golgi transport. The record is from RefSeq and is a predicted model, not a curated record. Gene Ontology annotation, molecular function: phosphatidylinositol binding. NCBI's taxonomy places the organism in Eukaryota, Metazoa, Chordata, Actinopteri, Gonorynchiformes, Chanidae.
AUGGCGGCCAGUUCUGAACGAAGUCCCCCUCCCUUUCCCGACUCAGAGGACCAGGAACUAGAACCCGACUUUGAUAAUGAGGACAGUGAUGAAGGAGCGGAUAUUUUCACUGGCAGUACCAUGGCUGAUUCGAAGAUGGACCCUCCUCUGCCGACAAGUACCGACAAGUUACCAAAUGACCUCUUUAGUGACUCGACACCCGAACCUCUUAGCGAUCCUUUAAGCGAUGCCUCCAACAAAACAGAGAGUGAAACUGCCAGCAAACUUUCACCUGACAUUACUGAGGUAGAGCUUGCCUCUGAUGAGCCGACAGCCGACCUACUGAAUGAACCUGUUGGCGAAUCCACUGAUGAACCCAACAUUUACUCAAACAGUGCAUCAGUGACUGCCCUUAUAGAGGAACCAUUAGAUAACCCCACAGAGAAGGAACCAUUAGAUAAACCCACAGAAAAGGAACCAUUAGAUAACCCACCAGAGAAGGAACCAUUAGAUAACCCCACAGAGGAGGUGCCAUUAGAUAACCCCACAGAGGAGGUGCCAUUAGAUAACCCCACAGAGGAGGUGCCAUUAGAUAACCCCACAGAGAAGGUACCAUUAGAUAACCCCACAGAGAAGGAACCAUUAGAUAACCCCACAGAGAAGGAACCAUUAGAUAACCCCACAGAGGAGGAACCAUUAGAUAACCCCACAGAGGAGGAACCAUUAGAUAAAUCCACAGAGGAGCCACUGGGGACUGAAAUCAGCAAGCCUGAGGAGGAAAUCGUCAUUAGCGAACCUGUCAGUGCCAUCAGUGAACCAUUAAAAAGCGCCGAUGAAGAACCACAGAAGGACAUCGUUGAAGAAUCUCAUAAGGAAGUCACUGAGGAACCACCUAGUAAGGUACAAAGUGACACUGCCACUAAACCGUCAACUGACCUGUUUGGGGACUCUCCUGAUGACGAUGAUGAUCUGUUUAAAGAGCCGCUGGGUGCUAUGGCAAAAAAGCCUCAGAGCAGCAUUUUCAGCGAGCCACAGGUUGACAUAUUUGCCGAAGCAAAAGGUGAUGUAGUCAGCAAACCACAGAAUGAGCAGCCUAAAGAUGUUCCAACUGACAUUUUCACUGAGGAAGCCCUGAUUCCAGUUAUCAACACAGCGACUAAACCCAGUGUCAGUGCUAGUUCAAAGACGAAUGGGGUGCACUCUGACGAAGAGGAGCAAGAUAUCUUUGCAGAGGCGACUGUAGAGCUUUCUCUGGACAGUCCUCGGAAAGAGCGAAAGAAACAAGAUGUGGCCAAGCCCUCAGCAUCUGCACCAUCCAUUUCAGUGACACCGAGCACUUCCAAACCCCAGCCCAAGACUCUGGAGGAGCUGGAGGAGGAGGAGAGUGAGGACAAAUUUGAGUUGAAUAUCUCAGUGACAAACCCAGAGAAAGUUGGUGAUGGUAUGAAUGCUUAUAUGGCCUACAAAGUGUCCACACAGACCACCAUGCCUAUGUUCAGAAAUAAGACCUUUACAGUAAGAAGACGCUUCAGUGAUUUCCUGGGGCUGUACGAGAAGCUUUCGGAGAAACACUCGCAGAAUGGUUACAUAGUGCCCCCACCGCCUGAGAAAAGCAUUUUGGGGAUGACCAAGGUGAAAGUUGGGAAGGAGGACCCAUCAUCUGCUGAGUUUGUGGAGAGGAGGAGGGCAGCCCUGGAGAGGUACCUCCAGAGAGUGGUGUCUCACCCUUCGCUCUUGCAGGACCCAGAUGUGAGAGAGUUCCUAGAGCGAGAUGAGCUCCCCAGGGCAGUCAGCACACAGGCUCUCAGUGGGGCUGGUUUCUUAAAAAUGAUCAACAAGGCCACAGAUGCAGUCAGCAAGAUGACCAUCAAGAUGAAUGAAUCUGAUAUUUGGUUUGAGGAGAAGCUCCAGGAGGUGGAGAGUGAGGACCAGCAGCUGAGGAAGCUACAUGCCAUGGUUGACUCCCUGGUUAACCACAGAAAAGAGCUGUCUGUGAACACGGCAGUGUUUGCCAAGAGCGUGGCCAUGCUGGGUAGUUCAGAGGACAACACGGCUCUGUCUCGUGCGCUCUCCCAGCUCGCCGAGGUGGAGGAUAAGAUUGAACAGCUACACGCUGAGCAGGCCAGCAAUGACUUCUUCAUCUUUGCAGAACUCCUGGCUGACUACAUACGCCUGCUGGGGGCCGUCAGGGCGAGUUUUGACCAGCGUAUGAAGACAUGGCAGAGGUGGCAGGAUGCACAGAACAUGCUACAGAGGAAACGAGAGACCGAGGCCAAGCUGCUGUGGGCAAACAAGCCCGACAAGCUUCAACAGGCCAAGGACGAGAUCGCUGAGUGGGAGGCCAAGGUGACCCAGUAUGAGAGAGACUUUGAGAGAGUGUCUGCCACAGUGAGAAAAGAAGUCAUCAGGUUUGAGAAAGAGAAAGCCAGGGAUUUCAAGAAAAAUAUUAUGAAAUAUCUGGAGUCUCUGCUUCGUUCACAACAACAGCUGAUAAAAUACUGGGAGGCAUUUUUGCCAGAAGCAAAGGCAAUCGCGUGAUGGUGCAAACACACCUGGGGUAGAAGGCGGCCGCCUUUCUUUUUAUACACUUUACCUCUCGCCUAUAAACCAAGAGAAGACAACGAGACGCGCUGCAAAGGGAAUUAGAAAACAAUCUAAUCAUGUUUUUUUGGGUUGUUGUUUUUUUUUUUUUUUAAUCAUUCAGAAUCUAUAACUCUUCAUGCUAACUAUUGUAUUAACAAUUGUAUAUUUUUCAUUUAACCUCUACAUAUAUUUUCAUAAUGACAAAACUUUGUUAGAUGACGUGUGCACGAUUGCAGGGUGUGGGUCCCCUCCUAUGUGUAUGCAAACAGAUGUCUUCUUUUGUCACAGUUAGGUAGGUGCCAUUAGAGAAGUUAAUGAUCGUGUCAUAGCGAGGGCUGAGGGAUGUUGCACUAUGAGAUUUAAUUCAUCAGCAAUGUUAAAUCGUUUACAACAGGGGGCACUCUCCCACCACACAAAAUGCACUUGGUUCCAUUUUCUUUCUCUCUCUUGUCAUUUAAGAAACCUUUUUUCCCCAGCCUUUUUAAAAGGGGAUUAACUCCGUUUAAACAUUUGUUGAAUUCAUCAUUAUGAGUUUGAGGAGAUUCAAAUGUUAGGCUGUUAUUAGGAGCAGGUAAUUGCACCUAAACAAAAGCUUUGUUGACUAGUGAAAGGCGUAGCUCCAUUCGACCGUUAAUGCCCAUUAAUAGAUGUUAAUGCCCAUUAAUAGAUGUUAAUGCCUUUUUUUUCUUUUUACUUUAAUGGACAUACUGUCAGCAUGGCCAUGAUUUUAAGUGACUUCCUGUAGAGUACUUCUGGAUAUCACUGAGCGGGAUCUUGGCAGCCUUUUUGAGUGAAAUAAUGUCAGACUAUGAGAGAAUUCCCUUUAUCCUAAGCCCUCUCUAACGGCACUGCUUUGGCUUCACUGUCUCGCUCAGCUAGCUUUGUUUUGGAUCUGGAGUGCUGAACAUCAGAGGAAAGGUUGCAGUAGCUACUGUAAGCUGAUGGGCUGUGUGUGUUUUGAGAGUAUGAGGACAAACCCAGGCUUGGCUGUUCUGUAGUGGUGGGUUAUGGCCUGUAGUCAUUACUAUUAACAUUUAGUGACUCACAGCUGUUGCCAAGUCUGCUCCACACACUAAGCCUGUAAAUGGACUACAGAUAGUGGAAACAUUCUGUAUAGCAACUGGUGACUCUUCUAGACUGACCUUUUAAUUAUGCACUACAGUGUCAAUGGUCAUUUCCAAGGAAAGCCAUUUUGCUUAGUCUUAUUCAAUGUUUUUUUUUUCUGUUUUGUUACCCUGACUAACCUGAGUAGAAAACACCCAUGUCACGUCCUGAAUAGAGGGCAGAAUGUCUGCUGCCAGUGAGCAGAAUUCACUGUAAUAUGGUAGAUUCCAGAAUCGGUAAGGUAUACUAUUUUGGGAUAAUAUUUUGAGGGUUGUCCAAUCAACACCAGAUUUGUUUUGUGCUGAGCAGUGUAUAACCAAGGUUAUACCAAGUUAGCUUGAACUACAAAAAUGCCACAGUUCAGCUACAGUUUAAAGUUUUUUUUAUUGUCAUUAUUAUUCCAGCUAGUCCUGUCAUUUUAUCAUACUUUUUUUUUAAAUGAAAAACCUGGUCUAUCGUCUAACGUUUCAUUUGUAAAAUUCGGUAGAUGAAUUUUGUUUUACCUUUGUCAGAACACAUGCAGAAAUUACGUUUGAUACGGUUUCAUGUUCAAAAAAUGAGAGAGAGAGGGAUGUUUUCUUGCGCUGCUACCCUGAUAAGUAAAUCAGGGGGAAUCAGUGUUUCAGUUUUCACUGAGCACCUUACAGUGCAAACUGUUCCAUUCAUUUGGAUGCAAACUUAACCGACAGUACCAUUCACCACCUUCCGAGUUUCCUCUUUACUUUUUUCUGUAUCUUUUCAGACUUUAAGUAUUUCAGAGUAUUUUGUAGAGAAAGCCACUCAGAUUUAUGAACAGACAUCACAGGGGUCACACUCAUUCAUUUAAGUUGAUGGCUCACACUUUUUUUUUUUUUUUUUUGCUUUUACUGCCUUUAUCAAAACUUGGAAAAUAAAGUUUCUUUCUAAAAAAAAAUGAAA